Messenger RNA from Danaus chrysippus (African queen), 528 nucleotides. The record is from the annotation of a GenBank genome assembly. NCBI's taxonomy places the organism in Eukaryota, Metazoa, Arthropoda, Insecta, Lepidoptera, Nymphalidae.
AUGACCACCAAGCCUUUUAUACCGUCGACCCGUAGAACUAGCCUUGCCAAGCAUGCUAUGAAUAAGCAAAUAAUUUUUGCUGCUCUUCUGGCUUUCGCUGCAGCUAAGCCACUAGUAGUAGAAUAUCCGCUGGCAUCUGUAGCUUAUUCCUCACCGAUAGCAGUUGAUUAUACUAUUCCAGCAUAUUAUCCUGAGUACGCUUCAGCAUAUGACUACGCAGCAUAUACUUACCCAUAUAGUUAUUAUAUCGUCCUCGUCUUCGCGCUCGUCUCCAUGGUAUCAGCCAAGCCAGCUCUGGUCGCCGCUCCUCUGGUGGCCGCUCCAGCUCCUAUUGUGACAGCCAGCAGCUCUCAGUACUUCCACCGCAUUAACAAUGGUCUCGCUGCCUACGUCGCUGCUCCUGCCGCCUACGUUGCAUCAGCUCCCUAUGUAGCUGCCUCCUCUCCUUAUAUCGCCGCGUCACCUUAUGUAGCAUCUCCCUAUGUCGCGUCUCCCUACGUCGCUUCCCCUGCUGUUGUUGCUGUCUAA